Messenger RNA from Trypanosoma cruzi, 4398 nucleotides. RefSeq lists its product as uncharacterized. Gene Ontology annotation, cellular component: mitochondrial fatty acid beta-oxidation multienzyme complex. Gene Ontology annotation, molecular function: enoyl-CoA hydratase activity; long-chain (3S)-3-hydroxyacyl-CoA dehydrogenase (NAD+) activity. The record is from RefSeq and is a predicted model, not a curated record. NCBI's taxonomy places the organism in Eukaryota, Euglenozoa, Kinetoplastea, Trypanosomatida, Trypanosomatidae. Gene Ontology annotation, biological process: fatty acid beta-oxidation. The transcript has a single exon. The coding region runs from base 1 to 4398 and encodes 1465 amino acids.
AUGCGUCGUGUCUGGCGCACUAUGAUUGCAGCAACCAGCUGGCACGCCAGGGGUCGAAUGCGAAUUAUAUAUGAGUCCCAUCUACAACUUCAGAGGGCACGGUCGGCGUCAUCUGCGCCACCAAAGGCUGCACCUGCUGCACCGGAACCACCAAGGACUGCACCUGCUGCACCGGAACCACCAAGGGCUGCACCUGCUGCACCAGAACCACCAAGGACUGCACCUGCUGCACCAGAACCACCAAAGGCUGCACCUGCUGCACCGGAACCACCAAGGACUGCACCUGCUGCACCGGAACCACCAAGGGCUGCACCUGCUGCACCGGAACCACCAAGGGCUGCACCUGCUGCACCGGAACCACCAAGGACCGCACCUGCUGCACCGGAACCACCAAGGACCGCACCUGCUGCACCAGAACCACCAAGGGCUGCACCUGCUGCACCAGAACCACCAAGGACUGCACCUGCUGCACCGGAACCACCAAGGACUGCACCUGCUGCACCAGAACCACCAAGGACUGCACCUGCUGCACCAGAACCACCAAGGGCUGCACCUGCUGCACCGGAACCACCAAGGGCUGCACCUGCUGCACCGGAACCACCAAGGGCUGCACCUGCUGCACCGGAACCACCAAGGGCUGCACCUGCUGCACCGGAACCACCAAGGGCUGCACCUGCUGCACCGGAACCACCAAGGACUGCACCUGCUGCACCGGAACCACCAAGGGCUGCACCUGCUGCACCGGAACCACCAAGGACUGCACCUGCUGCACCGGAACCACCAAGGGCUGCACCUGCUGCACCGGAACCACCAAGGGCUGCACCUGCUGCACCGGUACCACCAAGGACUGCACCUGCUGCACCGGAACCACCAAGGGCUGCACCUGCUGCACCGGAACCACCAAGGACUGCACCUGCUGCACCGGAACCACCAAAGGCUGCACCUGCUGCACCGGAACCACCAAGGGCUGCACCUGCUGCACCAGAACCACCAAGGGCUGCACCUGCUGCACCAGAACCACCAAGGGCUGCACCUGCUGCACCGGAACCACCAAGGGCUGCACCUGCUGCACCGGAACCACCAAGGACUGCACCUGCUGCACCGGAACCACCAAGGGCUGCACCUGCUGCACCGGAACCACCAAGGACUGCACCUGCUGCACCGGAACCACCAAGGGCUGCACCUGCUGCACCGGAACCACCAAGGACUGCACCUGCUGCACCGGAACCACCAAGGACUGCACCUGCUGCACCGGAACCACCAAGGACUGCACCUGCUGCACCGGUACCACCAAGGGCUGCACCUUCUGCACCAGAACCACCAAGGACUGCACCUGCUGCACCGGAACCACCAAGGGCUGCACCUGCUGCACCAGAACCACCAAGGGCUGCACCUGCUGCACCGGAACCACCAAGGACAGCAUCUUCUUCGUCGUUUGUCUCAGCGCGUAAGAAUGUUCGUUUGGGUACUGAGGAUAAUAAAAUACGUGGUUAUAGGAAGCGUGGCGGAGAACGUGAGGACCGUCAUCCGAGUAAGCGUGGUGAGUCCUUUCAAUUCAAGGGUAAACCCACCGGCUCUGGGGCAAAAGUGGGAAGUAAACGCCUUUCUCUUAAUGAUAUUAUUGAUGAUUUGGGAGAAAUAAAGGUGGUGUUUGCGCAGCGUGGGACCGAUAAGCCUUCUCACACUGCGUCUCCUCCCUCACCACCUAUUGCGCCUUCGGCACCAUUACCGCCAUCACCUACUCCAUCACUACCGCAACAGACAUUGCCCUCUUUCAGUGCACCCAUUCCAUCUACAGGUGGAACUGGCGAGAGUCUUUUUUCAGCUCCCGUCGGCACCUCACAGGAAGGUGAGGAUGAUAUUUUUUUCACCAUUGCACCACGGACGUCAGAGGAAGGUUUUCAGGGAAGGACGUGGCCCAAAAGCGUUGGCUUCUCAGUGGAUGAAGAAAUUGAAACUGCGCGUGCAACACGUCCACUUGUGCCUUCUCCUGAUGUUGCACAGGAAACAAAUGCGAAACUGAGGCUAAACGUUGUGAAUGAUGACGAACAGUCCAUGGCUGAUAUGGAGUUUGACAAGAAUAAGUUGAAUCCGCUACCUCAUAAGGAGGCUGCGGAGAUUGGGCGGCAUGAAAUUCCAGACGUUGUCAGUGAACGGGCGGACUUUACACAGCCAAUGCCAACGAAGGACAGUUCUAAAAAUAAUGAAAAAACAGAGCAUUCCACGACGACAGCUUCCUUGAAACCGAUGGAGGAAUCAUCAUCAUUUCCACUAAAUGAAACUGCAACUCCGUCACCAAGGAAUGCGGCAACAAAGAUGCCAGUGGAACGACCACCGUUGGCUCCAUGGAUGCCAAGCGUUAGGCCGGAGGAUGGAGAAGACGCGUCUUGCGCGAAAGUGUCUUUUAAGAACGAUGGGUCACCGGUAACAACCAUCCUGUUAGAGACCCAACCAACAAAUAUCAUGUCGCUUGUGAAGUUUUUGCAUCGGACAAUUACACUCAUUGAAAAUCAACACAUAGCUCCUGGUAAGAAGACGGAAGUACUGUUCACGACUUUCCCUACGCUAGGUUUCUUUAACGCCAAACAUGGCCCGUUGGAGUUGACGUCGGGUGAGCGUGUGGAGUUGCUUCGGGCCAAGGAAAGUCUUUUUGCACGCAUGGAAAAUGCUUCGAAACAAAUUCAUUUUGUUGCAAAUGUUCAUGGAGGUGCUAUUGAAGACUUUGGAGCGGAAUUGUUUUUGGCGUGUCAUCACCGUGUGUUGCUGGAUCCCGCCCAGGCAACUUUUGGGUUUCCAUCGAUUAAAGUAGGGGAUUUUCCUGCAGCAAGCACCGUGCGCCGGCUAAGCUGCUUUUUUGGUUCACAGCGCACUAUUGAGAUGGCACCGAGAUUCCAUGAAUACAGUGUGGAGAGCAUCAUGGAUGUUGGCCUUCUGGAAGGUCAUUCCUCCCCGCCUGCUCCCUCGUUUCUUCUCCGUCUUGAGUGCGCCAUGCUCGAGUUUCUUUCCAGAGCCACACAGAAAGAACUGCUGCUCCGCAAAUUGUUUUUCACCAGUGGCUUUGAUACAUCUGCAGUCCUGGUGAGUCCCAACCCACUGUUGAAAGCGUGGGGACGGUAUGCUAUGGCCGCCAUCGUGCAGGGGAAAUGUGCUACUAACAAUGAUGGCAAAGCAGUGCGUACACAGGAAAUGAGGUCUGAGAGUAUCUUUAGUGAGAUGUUAUACACCACUCCUGCGAUAAACGCAGCCAAUGUGUGCAGUUUAGGAUGUGAAAUGAAGCGCCGUGCUCUUCCCUCGUUGCCCAGUCGGCGCUUUGUAACAUUUCGUGGAGAGGAGAUGCAGCAGUGGGAUGAAAAAAUGAAAGCAUUGUCCUCCGCAAAGGAUGACUGCGCGGCAGUAUUACUGGACUGCUCACAGAGGUUUAUUAAUGCCACCGCACAGAUUGUAGCUUCCCACCAAGACAUUUUGGUGAAUGUCAAUGUGGUCCUUAUUGGCGAGGAGCACGUUGCUCGUCCUAUUAUCUCAACGCUACCAUGCAGCGUUGUUGUAUCAUGUGCCUCACCCUAUCGUGUUUCUGCUCUUGGACGACUGCAGGAAGUUCGUGUCUUUGCUCAGGAUAGCUGCUCAUCAGAGGCCUCUGAGACCGCCUUGAAUGCGGCGCUCACGUAUUUGCAGACUCAAGACAGCCCUUAUGUUGUGAGCCGUGGAUCUUCUUCUAAACGGCUUAUUGCGGCUUUAGCGACGGAGGCUUGUCGACUCACUCAGCACUGUGAUGUGGCGUGCAUUGAGCGCGUGGCUACGGAUGUGCUUGGCCUAUUCGUAGGACCUUUUCAUCUGAUUGACUACUUUGGCCCAGCAAUGGUUAUUCGAAUGCUGGAAGAGACAAACAACAUGAACACACAGGGCAAUCCAUUGCUGGUUGACUUGCUUCCUGCCAUUGCUCACCACGCACUUAAUGGCAUGCUUAACGAUGGAUACUUGGGUGUCGAUUCACGUCGUGGGGGCUUUUUCUCGUAUCGUGAGGACGGCACGGCAAUCGCACCGAACGCCGAGGUGUUACGCCGUUACUUUUCUCGCCCUUUGUCUGACACCGAGGUGGCGGAUCGACUGCUUGCGGUAGUGGUCAAUGAAUGUUGCGAGAUGAUAUUGUCCGGUUGUGUGCGGAGUGCCACGGACGCAAAUGUCUUGACGAUUGCCGCAAUCGGUUUUCGUGAGACGACUGGCGGCGCUCUUGCAUUGGCGGAUAAAGCCGGCAUUUCUGCACUUGUGCAGAAAAUGGAGGAACUGUCAAACUGGCACGGCCCACACUUGCGUCCCUCGUCACUGCUGAAAUGCAUGGCACAUUCCAAAGUGUCAUUUGCCUCAUUGUCUGAUGCAAUGAUCCAAUCCGCACGCAUGUGA